UAUAGUUUUAUUAUUGAGCUGAGUUGCACUUUGUUAGUUUGUUUCGCGUUUUCAGAAAACGCACUUUUGCGAUCUUAGCCAUGUGAAUCCAAAACAGAAUCUGAGAGAGAGAUUUCUGAAGAGGUCACGAAGAUACGGAAAUGGAAUAUAGAAAACUCAAAGAUCAGGAUGAAGAUGGUAAUGGUGAUGUAGAUGUCAUAGAAAGCCAAAAAGCUCUUUCAGUGACUAAUGUGCCCACCUUGGGAGAUACCACCAUUGACUGGUCCAAAUGGAAGCUCAAGAUCAUUGUGGUAGUUGCAUUGAUGCUUCUUAUGAGCUCGCAAAGUAUACUUAUUGUGUGGUCUAAAAGAAAUGGCAAGUACGAGUAUAGUAUUACCACUACAAAUUUUAUGGUAGAGAAUUUGAAAUGUGGGUUAUCACUUUUAGCCUUGGCAAGAAUAUGGAGAAGUGAAGGUGUUACUAAAGAUAACAGGUUGAGUACAACAUUUGAUGAAGUUAUUGUAUACCCCAUUCCUGCAUUACUUUACCUUGUCAAAAAUCUGCUCCAGUACCACAUCCUUCAGCAUUUGGAUGCCCCGGGUUAUCAAAUACUUAGAAAUCUGAAUAUUAUCAGUACUGGCAUUUUGAAUAGAAUUAUACUUAAGAAGAAGUUAAGCAAUAUGCAAUGGGUGGCUUUAAUUCAACUAUGUAUUGGGUGCGUCAUUACUCAGCUAAAAACAAAUUCUGAUGAUGUUUUUCAAACUCCUGUUCAAGGUUGGGUGAUGGCCAUUGUCAUGGCACUUUUAAGUGGUUUUGCAGGAGUGUACACUGAGGCUAUAAUGAAAAAGCGUCCUUCAAGAAACAUAAAUGUGCAAAACUUCUGCUUAUAUAUAUUUGGUAUGGUUUUUAAUGCUGUUGCUAUAGUGACCCAAGAUUUUGAUGCAGUGAUGAACAAGGGAUUCUUCUAUGGAUACUCAUUUAUUACAGUUCUCAUGAUUCUCAACCAGGCACUAAGUGGCCUUGCUGUAUCUAUGGUAAUGAAGUAUGCUGACAAUAUUGUGAAGGUGUAUUCUACUUCAGUGGCAAUGCUUUUCACAGCAUUGGUUUCUUCUUAUAUAUUCAGAUUUAAUCUUUCGCUUGCCUUCAUCGCUGGCACAAUCAAUGUAAUCCUGUGUGUUUAUCAACAUGCUGUUGGGAAGCAAGAUGACUCCAUACCAGCUCUGCCCAAAUUUGCUCAGUGUAAAGGUUCUCAUCCCUCGCCUCAUCACUCCUCUAUGAUGAUUUUGAACAGAUGGUCAUGAAAUCAGUAAUGUACCUGUAUUUUAAAGUAACUAUUAAUUCAAGAUCAGGAUUCGAACAAUUCUGGUUUACAGUGUUUGCUUCGACCUUCUUUUUUUUUGUG
Molecule: messenger RNA, 1381 nt
Organism: Quercus lobata
Lineage: Eukaryota; Viridiplantae; Streptophyta; Magnoliopsida; Fagales; Fagaceae
Product: CMP-sialic acid transporter 2-like
Exons: 14
Coding region: 141-1280 (379 amino acids)
Biological process (GO): pyrimidine nucleotide-sugar transmembrane transport
Cellular component (GO): Golgi membrane
Molecular function (GO): pyrimidine nucleotide-sugar transmembrane transporter activity
Source: RefSeq, a predicted model, not a curated record